AUCAAGAAAGGCCCAACGAAAAGUCCAAAGAGCGACACAAAGAGAAAGAGGGUCAUCGUGAAAAAGAUCGCGAGAAAAUAAGGGAAAGGAGGAAGGAACGAGAAAGACAAAAGUUAAAAGAAAAGCAGAAGAUCCAAGUGGGAACUGCCAAGUCAGAGACUCCAGUAGUUACUAUUCUGACUAAACCGCAAGUGAAAGAAGAUAUAAAAUCCGACGCGAAAGAUAAAGAAAUCAAGAAAAGUACGCCUAUAAAGAUUACUAUUCAACAACGGCAAAAAGAUCAAAUCAGACAAAUUAUUAAAGAGUCUGUUAAAGAACCUGCUGUAGCAGAAAGCCCAAAUGAAACAUCAACAACACCACCAGCUACGUCUAAUACAUCUAUCACCUCUGAGACCAAAGAACACCCUUUCAAUCGUCGUCGUGAAAGGGACCGUAGCAGAAAAGUAGGGUACGGAAUGGGUCGGGUUGGGCGUGCUUGA
Molecule: messenger RNA, 479 nt
Organism: Racocetra persica
Lineage: Eukaryota; Fungi; Glomeromycota; Glomeromycetes; Diversisporales; Gigasporaceae
Source: the annotation of a GenBank genome assembly